AUGCUUUUUUUCAAUCUUAUUCUCUCUGCCGCUGCAGCUGUUGCUCUUCCUCUGACUGAAAGCCCCGGAGGAAAGCAACAUCAGCCUUUCUCUGAGACCGGACUUGCACCUUGGAACGCUGGAGCGGUGACACAAUUCUCCAUCCAUUCAAGCUGCAAUGCAACCCAACGUCGUCAAAUCGAGCUGGGCCUUAAUGAGACAAUUAUCCUUGCUGAGCAUGCCAAAAGUCAUAUCUUGAGAUGGAGAAACGAAAGCGACAUCUACAAGAAAUACUUUGGUGACAGCCCCUCUAUGGAAGCCAUCGGGGCCUUCGAUGUCGUGCUCAAUGGUGACAAAAAAGACAUCCUGUUUCGAUGUGACAACCCGGACGGAAACUGUGAUCUUGAAGGGUAUGCCGGGCACUGGCGAGGCGAAAACGCCACAGAUGAGACCGUUAUCUGUGAUUUGAGCUAUGAAACCCGUCGUUCUCUUUCAACAAUGUGUGGCUUUGGCUAUACUGUUUCGCAAUCGGAAACCAACACUUUCUGGGCAUCCGAUCUCCUGCACCGCCUCUACCAUGUUCCAGCCAUUGGACAGAACUGGAUAGACCACUUCGCAGAUGGAUAUGAGGAGGUUGUUGACCAAGCGGCGAAGAAUGCGACGCUUUCCACGCACGACUCAGAAACUCUUCAGUACUUUGCACUGGAAGUCUUUGCCUACGACAUUGCUGCUCCGGGGAUUGGCUGCCCAGGUGCUCAACACGAACACGAAAACGCAGAUAUUCACGACGAUCAGACAACCACCGAGGCUGCAACUACUCAACCAACUCCCACUACAACAACUACCAAUGAACCUUCAUCCACCUCAGAUGUACCGGCUAAUUGCCACACACAUGAAGGAGGAGAGCUUCACUGCACUUGA
Messenger RNA from Penicillium soppii, 900 nucleotides. It is a transcript of the gene aspf2, whose product is annotated as major allergen Asp F2. The transcript is spliced from 3 exons. Gene Ontology annotation, cellular component: extracellular region; cell surface; fungal-type cell wall. The coding region runs from base 1 to 900 and encodes 299 amino acids. The record is from RefSeq and is a predicted model, not a curated record. Lineage: Eukaryota; Fungi; Ascomycota; Eurotiomycetes; Eurotiales; Aspergillaceae. Gene Ontology annotation, molecular function: zinc ion binding; integrin binding; metallopeptidase activity.